CUCCCCGUCCCGCCGCGCUGGCGGCCCCGCGGGUCAUCACCCGUGGGGGCGAUCUCUGGGCUGCAGCCCCUCCUCUCGGGGCGGGAACGAGCCACGUAAAAUCCCGGAAAAGUCUACGUCAAGCUUCAUAAAAUCAGGAAAGCGUAGAGUUGGUUUCGUUUCUGUUUCUCUGGGCAGCAACAGCAGCAGCAAAGACGAUGGCGGAGACUGCCUCGUCGCUCCUGAGCUUUGGGGAGCUUGAGGAGGACUUGACUUGUGCCAUCUGCCUCUGCCUCUUCAGCAACCCCGUGACGGUGCCGUGCGGGCACAACUUCUGCAGAUCUUGCCUGGACCUCUCCUGGGCCGGGCUGUCGAGCAAUUUCAGCUGCCCGCAGUGCCGAGCCACCUUCGCUUCCCUCCCGCAGCUGCAGAAGAACACGGUGCUGUGCCGGGUGGUGGAGCAGCUCCGAGGCUACGGGGUCGAGGAGGAUGAGGAGAAGGAGGAGGCGACGGGGAUGUGGGGAGAGGAGGAGGCUGCCCCCAUCUGCGACAGCUGCCAGCUGGCCCCGGCCGUGCAGACCUGCCUGACCUGCACUGCUUCUUUCUGCUCCGAGCACCUGCAGCCGCAUCGGGACAGCCCGGCCUUCCGCGACCACCAGCUCUGCCCGCCCCUGCGCGACCUGCAGCAGCGCAAGUGUCCGCAGCACAACAAGCUCUUCGAGUUCUUCUGUAGCCAGCACAGCAGUUGCAUCUGCUCCCUCUGUCUUCUCGAGCACAAGCUGUGUCACACCAUCCCCCUAGAGCAGGCCAGAGCCAACGUCAAUUCUGUGCUGAAGAAUAAGCUGGCAGAGCUGAAUAAGCAGAUAGAGAAAGCUGCUCAAGCCAUGACCACUGUGAAAACAAACCAAAGCCAAGCUGCUGAGACAGCUUCCAGGAAGAAAGAUUUGAUCAGAAAGGAGUUUUCAGAAAUUAAAGCUUUAAUUGAAGAAAGAGAAAAACAGGCCUUAAAAGUAAUUGCAGAUGAAGAAAAAAGAGUUAACAAUAAGUUUGACUUUACUUAUGGUGUUCUGGGAAGUAAGAAGAAUGAAAUUCAGUCUCUCCACGAUCAGAUUGAGAUGGCACUGACUGAAGCUGAUGACGUUCUGUUUCUGAAGAGAGCAACAGCACUGCAACGAAUAUCAACAAAAGAUGUUUUUGUCCCUGUAAUUGAAAUGGAUCAAAACAUGAUGCAGUCCACUUUUCAGUCUGCUGUUAACCUUAAAGACACUGUGAAAACUUCAGUGACUCAGUGGAGGGAGAAGCUAGCAGAAGCAAAACUACCACCUGUGAAAAACAUGACUGCCCCAGUGGCUGCUCUAAGGAAAAUCCCUGGGAAAAAGGGUCCAGUACCAAAGGAGCAAAAGAAACUUGCUAAAGCUGCACCCACCACAGGAAUGCCAAACACUCCAUCUGUUGCUGCAACUAAAGAGCUGAUUGACAGCUUCCUGAAGAAAUCUAGAGGGGAGCUUUUGCAGUAUGCUGCUGACAUCACCCUGGAUUACAACACAGCUCAUAAUAAAGUGGCUCUGUCUGAGAGAUACAUCAGGAUGUCUGUCUCAGACACACCUCUGAAUUAUAACCACCACCCUAAGCGCUUCACUGAUUGUCCCCAGGUGCUGGGGUUCCAGUGCUUCAAGAGAGGCAUCCACUACUGGGAAGUGGAGCUGCAGCAGAACAGUUUCUGUGGCAUUGGCAUCUGCUAUGGCAGCAUGGAGCGGCACGGGCCGGAGAGCCGUCUGGGCAGGAACAGCAGCUCCUGGUGUAUUGAGUGGUUUAAUUCCAAAAUAUCAGCCUGGCAUAAUGAUGUUGAAAAGUGCUUACCCAAUGUGAAGACGACCAAGAUUGGUGUGCUGCUCCACUGUGAGGGGGGGUUUGUGAUUUUCAUGGCUGUUGGGGAGAAGCAUAAUUUGAUCUAUAAAUUCAAAUCCCAGUUCACUGAAGCCCUGUACCCUGCCUUCUGGUUAUUUUCCAGUGGCACUGUUCUCUCUCUCUGCCAAAUUCAACAGUCUGAUCGUGCAUUUUAAUGUAGUUUGACUGGGUACUCAGAUGCAGAUAAUCAGUCCUGCAGCAACUCCUUAUAUGUCUUAGCCUAAGAAGUCUCAAAGAUUUAUUGAGACAAAAAUUACUAGCUCUUCUAAGCAAUUUGGGACAUCUACUGAUUCUUUGGUCUGAAUUGCUAAAGUUUUUGACAGCUAUUUAUCCUUCUCAAAGCAAAGUUUGUAUCACAACGAUUGUUGAAUCUGUCAUUCUGUUAAAUAUCUUCAGUAGCCUUCUGUGGUUUGCUGUAAAGGAUCUCCAGAGUUAAUUUUCUGGUCUGAAUAUGUUUCACAGGUAGCAACUCUUUGAGAAUGAAACAGGUAGAAUUCCUUGACAAAUUCAUGUUUCAGGCUUAGAGGUAGGUCUCUGUGUUGCCUUUUUCUGUAAUCUUUUAUUGUAUUCUACAAUAUGUGUUUCUCAAUGAGAUGUUCAGAAUGAACUAUUAAAGUCAUUAGCUCCAGGUCUUAUGACACCAAGUUAGAAAAGUCAAUAUGACAAAUCUCGUCAUAAUGGAAUUGCAGAGACUUCCAGAGCUGAGGGGUAAGAAAUGGUGUCAAUCACCAGGAAAUAAAUGACUUGGAGACUGUUAAUAUCGCAGAGAGUUUUCAGGAAGACAUCCUGUGGAACAGUAGUGUGUGCCCUGGAAUAAUACAGUUUGUGGGAUGAAGCAGUCUGUCUCAUGUUCUGACCCAGAAGAUGCUUCUCAUCCUCACACUGAAGGCUCUUCAGCGUUUUUUUGUGUGCUGAGGAAUUCACAGGGUGCAUUUUUGGCUUGCACAGGGAGCACAAGUGUGCUCUUCAGUUAAAACCUAGACAAGGUGCUUUAGAGACACUUGCAGGAAUUCAGGCUUAGUGUCUCUAUUUUUACUUGGUUUGUAGGCCCUUAGUACUUUGUCAA
Molecule: messenger RNA, 2953 nt
Organism: Calypte anna (Anna's hummingbird)
Lineage: Eukaryota; Metazoa; Chordata; Aves; Apodiformes; Trochilidae
Product: E3 ubiquitin/ISG15 ligase TRIM25
Exons: 8
Coding region: 198-2042 (614 amino acids)
Molecular function (GO): zinc ion binding; protein binding
Source: RefSeq, a predicted model, not a curated record